This is a messenger RNA of Hydractinia symbiolongicarpus, 4230 nucleotides long. RefSeq lists its product as uncharacterized. Gene Ontology annotation, cellular component: site of double-strand break; nucleus. Gene Ontology annotation, molecular function: protein binding. NCBI's taxonomy places the organism in Eukaryota, Metazoa, Cnidaria, Hydrozoa, Anthoathecata, Hydractiniidae. Gene Ontology annotation, biological process: regulation of DNA double-strand break processing. The record is from RefSeq and is a predicted model, not a curated record. The transcript is spliced from 14 exons. The coding region runs from base 438 to 4172 and encodes 1244 amino acids.
AUAUAGGAAUUCCAUAAUGAAAGAAGGGAGAUGCGGUGAGGCUAGCUAGGGUGAAGUGAUUUUGUAACUCCCACGACUUACAAGAAAUGAGUGAAGUUCAAACGCAAGAAGAAAGAGUCAUAACAAAUCCAGUAAAGCAUCGACAAAAAGCGGCAAUCCUUACUUGAAUUGGCCAUAAGCGGUCGACACAGGAAGCACAGUCUCUGGCUCUUGACGCAAAGCUACACAGCUCUCCCAAAGAAUCUCCGUCGACAGAGGAAGCAGCUCUUCAUGUGGUACCCUUCGGAGCGUUCAGACAUGAGGCUAGUAGAUGAGGAAACGAACCAGAUAGAUGACUGGGAGGGGAUCAAGACUCAACUGAGCAAAUCCAAGCACGCCUGCCUAUACGCUAGACUGGAGUUGGAAGAUUAUUUUGUAAAUUCUAUUCUCUAAAAUAAAUGUCUUAUCCAGAAGAAUUGGGGAAGAAACUUAUGGUGUAUAUUAGUGAAAUUGAAUUUGACCCGAGGCAAACAGAUGCAACCGUUGCCAUGCUGGAGGAAGAGCUUGAGGAGAGCCACCGGAAAUUAUCUGAACUGAGGCGCGAGUUGCAUUCCGACAACAUUACCUUCAUCGUCAGUGCGUCAUUGCUUCUAUUUGGCCUCAUCUCUGAUGCUAUAAUGAAAAUGACCCGACAAGUAGAUCAGUCAUACUCCUACCGUAACCAGCGCGGCCUUGGUAUCCUCGUAUUUCUCGGGGGUAUGCUUAGCGUUAAUCUGCGGGUUAACGCCGAUGCUGAAAUAGUCCUUGCUGAUGAGGAUUUUGUUCGUGAAAUUCACGACAUUCCCGAUGUGAAGACUCAUGUCGCUGGGGAUCAUGUAGACACCGUGAGCUAUACUGAAAUCAACUUUAUAUCUCGCGUACUUGAGCACAUUUUGGAAUCGCCUUAUUUCCUCACCCGUGUUGCUAGGUCGGAGGAUCAGCUCUUCAAAAGUCGUCAAGUAGAGACGAUGUGCAUCGAUCGAACUACCUUGAUUGCCAAUGAUGUUAGACUUCGCGUUAGAUUGGCUCUGAACUAUGAGGAAAACGAAUGUUGCGCAAAACAUGAGACAACUAUGCGUCACAGAUAUAUAGAGAAACCCACGAUAUUCGAGAACUACCUGGGGCAGGAUACAAGGAUAGCCUUGAAGUGGGUGAACCUCUUCACUAAGAGCGAGAUCAACAUCCAUAAGGCGGGGUCUAAGUCGACGGAAGUCAGGGAUUUGGAAGUCCUCAUCUUGGGAACGGAAUCUGUAGGCUUAGGAGUUAGCAAGGGGUACAGUGUGAUAAUCGAUCAACCACUGCAGGACAUUAUGGAACGGGCCUUUGCUAAUAUUGUGAUAUUUACCGCGGGUGACUACGACAGCAUCUACAAGACUGACGUUCACCAGCGCCUGAGACUCGUAUGCUUCCAGCUGGAUCCGGAUUAUUCUCUUUUAAAUGGUGAGAAAUCCAAUAUACUAGCCCUGCUUCCUAUCAAAGAGCUAAACGCUUGGGGAGAUAUGGCUAGAGUUCAUGCUCAUGAACAAAUAUCAAGACGAAAAGAACCCUUUCGUGGGAAUAACGAUGCACUUGCUUAUAGAAUAAAUAUGAUUGAUAUUGCUAAGCUUCACCCGAGCUUACCUUCUGCACCUCCGGAGGGUACGGAGGAGGAUACUUCACAAGUGUACAGGCUCAAGAAAAUCGAAGAAGAGGAACAAUACUUGCGCGCUGAGAUUAAAGAGCGGGACAAGCUUGCUAAAAAGUUCAAAAUGCAUGGGUUAAGCCAAGCGGGUCUGCGGAAUGCGGGGAAAAGGCUAGGUUUUAAGAGAAAAGCAAAAAUACAUGGUCUGAAGGAGCAAGCCCGACAACGAAUGCGCAAAAUCGUGGACUCGAUCAAUGAACGGGAGCGACAGCAGCUGGUCGCAAAAGGGCGUGAAGAGGCGAAGGACAAGCUUCUGAAAAAACUUCAAUCUUCUUUAAGACUUCGUUAUUUCAAUGACACCGGUGACUUCUGCACUAAAACGUAUGGCACGAAAAGCAGCAGUAACGUCCAACUAGCAAGCAUAAAAUUAAUGCGGGUCUAUCUCUUCUCUACCAGCACAACUCCCUGCGCAACAUCCAAUGGUCCACGCACCGGACAUCAAGCCUUGUAUCCCAAAAGUCCUGCACAUAACUUUGACAAAAAAAAGACAGAUAUACUGUUACGGUUUAUUAAAGUCACACAAUUCUGUAAUACUUCUUUCACAAAAUUGAAAGUGUUGUAUUGCAUUUCACAAAUAAGUAAGUGGACUUUUGCAAUAAAUCCAUUUUGGUCUAUAAUGUACAUAGAUGUCGAUGUGCAAGAAUUAUUUGACAUGGCAUCUGAAGAGGAAAUGAUGAGGCAAAUGAUGGGAUUUAGUGGUUUUGGAUCCAUACAACCUGCCAAAUAUGAUGACAUAUACAAGAAGAAAUUAGAUGAAGCUGAACGACUAAAAGUAUCCACAAAGGAAGAAAAAUUAGAAACAAAAGAACAAGAAGAUGAAGAAGAUGAGGAAGAUGAGGAUUUGAUUGGGCCUAUGCCUCCUCCAGCUAAUACAGAUUCACCUAAGUCAAGUCAGAAAGUACAGAACGCUGAUGUAGCUCCAACCAAGGACAGUGAUGAUGAAGAUGACGAAGAUGAUGCUGAAGAGGAUGAAACAAUUGAAGCCAAGCCUAUUGAAAAAAUUCCCCAAUCCCAUGAAAUUACAUUACAACAUGGAUCUAAAGUUAUUUCUGCACUGGCUUUAGAUCCUGCUGGUUCCAGGUUAGCAACUGGUGGCUAUAAUUACGAAGUAAAGUUUUGGGACUUUAACAGUAUGGACAUCAGAUUACAACCAUUUAGAACCUUGCAACCAGCCGAGAGUCAUUGGAUUCAAACCCUACAAUACAGUAAAACUGGUGAUUUGCUUCUUUUAGCAAUGGGUAACGCUCAACCACAGGUGCUGGACAGAGAUGGACACCAAGUGUAUGAAUGUAAAAAGGGUGAUCAGUACAUUGUUGAUAUGAAAAAUACAAAGGGACACGUUGCAAUGGUUCGGUCAGCAUGUUGGGAUCCAAAGACACGUGAUAAUUUUAUUUCUUGUUCAGAUGAUGGAACCAUAAGAAUUUGGGAUAUAAACACAGUAAAAAAAAAUAAAGAUGUCAUACGACUUAAAGAUGUUCAUGCUCGCAAAACAGGAUGUUCUUUUUGUUGUUUUAAUAUAGAUGGUCGAUUAAUUUUAGGAGCUGGUGUAGAUGGAUCCAUUCAGGCUUGGGAUACUAGAAAGAUGUUUGUUAAUACUGCCUUUAAAAACAUGAAAGCUCACAUGAAUGGUAGUGAAACUUCUUGUUUGUGUAUGGCGUAUGAUGACAAAACUGUAAUUUCACGUGGUGGUGAUGACACUGUCAAGCAAUGGGAUUUACGUCAUUUUAAACAGCCAGUUGCUGUUGCACAAAAUUUGCUUACGUAUUAUUCAGUCACAAAAUGCUGCUUUAGUCCAGAUGAGAAAUUAAUUUUAACAGGUACAUCUGUGAAGAAGGGUGAGGGGAGUGGAAAAUUGGUAUUUUUAGAGAGAGAUACCCUAAAUAUUGCACAUGAAAUUGAAUUUGAAAACAAUUCAGUUGUUUCAACAUUAUGGCACCCCAAAAUUAACCAAAUAGUGGUAGGUUUAUCAGAUGGGAAUACUAAAAUCUUUUUUGAUCCAAACAAAAGUAAUAAAGGGGCAGUGUUAUGUGUUGGAAAAGUUAAACGUAAACGUAUUGAUCCAACAGACACCUUACUUAAGCCUCAAAUUAUAAAUCCACAUUCACUGCGUAUGUUUAAAGAAAAACGAGCUGAUACAGUUAAGAAAAUGAAAGCAAAGCAAAGAGCAGAUCCUGUUGCUUCUCAUAAACCUGACACACCCCUUUCCCAAGGACAUGGUGUAGGAGGAAGGCUGAAGGAAGGUAUGAGCUUGACUGGUUUUGUAGUAAGAAAUAUUGCACUUGCGAAAAAAGAUGAUAUGAAUCCAAGAGAAGCAGUUCUAAAGCAUGCUAAAGAAGCAGCUGAAAACCCAUAUUGGGUGGCGCCAGCUUAUGCAAAAAACCAACCAAAGCCAAUUUUUCAGACAGAAAGUGAAUCAGAGGAAGAGGAUGAAGAUGGUGGACUGAUCAUAGCUCCAAAAAAACCAAGGAAAUAGACUUUUUUGUUUGACGUGCUUUUUGUUGUUUUUUAAUAUAUUAUUAUCUUCUUAUUAA